Didymodactylos carnosus is the source of this 3057-nucleotide messenger RNA. The record is from the annotation of a GenBank genome assembly. Lineage: Eukaryota; Metazoa; Rotifera; Eurotatoria; Philodinida; Philodinidae.
AUGCCACACGUUCAAAUCGUUUCUGCGAAUUGUUGUUCACCUGCAUCAAUAUUUCAUACUCGUCGAGUUAAACCCCGCAGUCUUAGUCGACAUCUAUCCUUAAACAGUGAUUCUUCAAAAGAUACGAUACAUAGUCAAAAACGAAUAAUCACACAUUAUGUAUACUCAAAACUUGAAGAAUAUGCAACAAAAUCCAGUCAUUUAUGGAUUUUAACAAGUACUGAACAUAUUCGAAAACGUUUAUUACGUCGAACAAAAGAUUUAUCUACACAUCAUUCAAUUCCAGAACAUUUAGUACGUCAAUGGAUUCUCGAAACAUUAGAUAGUAUCGAUUUAACCAUUCAACAUCUUAAAACAAUGACAAAUUCACGAGGUGAAUUUAUCCAAAUAUUAUCUGGUAACAAGACGAAUGAACAAUUAAAAAGAAAUAAGUGGCGUAAAUUACAGUUAAAUCGUGCAAAAGAAAUAAUCAAACAAAAAAAAGACGAUGAUGAACUUUUAUAUGAAUAUCGUCAAUAUAUUCGAAAUAAAUUUACACCAAAACAUGAGACAAAAUCAUCUUUUCGUCACGAUACAUUUAAUAUAGACGAAGAAUAUAAAAAAGCUGAAUCAAUCAGUAAACAAUACCUUAUAUCAUUGUUAACAGAUUUUAAUAAACGUACAAAGCCAAAUUUACAUUUAUUAGAAGAAAUGAUUGAUCUCGGUCUAAAACAAAUGUUGAAACGUCCAAAAUUAGGUGAAUUUGAAGCAGUAACAAAAACAGAACAUAAUAUAUUAGCAAAAGCAGCUUUAAUCUAUAAAAUGAAAAAAGCAUAUGAAAUGAAUUUAAGAAAUCAAGCAGAUGACUUUAUGCUAUUGAGAUUUGGUCAAAUUCUUACGAAUUCGAACAAAAAUAAAACAGUUAGUGAAACAUUUAUGCAAUACAUUCACAUGUUUUUGAAUUCGGUAUCAUUAUUAGCACAGUACAUGAAAGAUGUUAAUGACAAUAAUAAUAUAGCAUCCGAUGAAUAUGAAAAUAUUUCCUCAUAUUUAGCGCCUACAGAUAAUUCAUCAGCAACUAUCAUCAUGUCACCAGAUACAUAUAUCGAUCAAUGGACUUGGCUAUUAGAAAAAUGGAAAGAAGCAUUAUGUACUUUUCCAAUUUAUUUAACUGAAUCUGGUUCAUUUAGUCGAUUAUUAAGAACAACAAUUGGUAUUGGUAUUGCAAGAUUAUAUGGUUUUGCUGAAAAUAAUGAAAAUAUUGCAGAAUUAGAUGUAAAAUUUUUUCAAGCAUUACAAAUGGGCUAUUAUUACGGUAUUGCCUAUGCUUUUGUCGACGGUUUACAAGAUGAAAGAGAAAAAGAAGAACAAGAUUCUUCGAUGACAUUACUAGCAUAUUCCGAUGUUGACAAAUGGUUGGCUAUAAUGGAAGAUGUUCUAUGUGGAGGAAGUUUUGAUCGUACUCAAUUACCAAAAUUAUCCGUAACAGAUAUAGUAUUGGAAACAUUUGAUUGUUUAAUUACAUUGACUAAUCAAAAUCAUAUUACAAAUGACACAUUUAAUGAUCUAGCAUUAUUAUUACAUUCUCAACGUUCAGACAUCAAAGAGUCAGAUAAUUUUUACUUUGAUCCUGAACUUUAUUUAGGUUCUAUGAUGAAAUCUCAUUUUACCUAUACGGCGACGGCUUUUAUGGGUGGUGCUCACUCUGUACAUAAUAGGGAACGUUUAUGGAUAAUGCCAUUUCUUGGUCAAAUGACAGAUGAUUGUAGAGAUUUUUAUGAUGAUCUAAAAUCUGGAUCUGUUACUUCAUUUACACAUUAUUAUCAACAAAAACAAAAAUGUCUUGAACAAAAGUCACUAAACCCAUUUUAUGGUUUUCUUUAUUUAUGUGAGGAUAUUUAUGUGAAUAGUAAAAAGGACAUACAAACAGGAGCAUUUCUUGGUCGACGAAUCAUUCGUACAUUUUAUUCAUUAGAGCUUAGUUCAUCUAAACUUUCUGAGUUUUUAGAUAUAUUUUUACAUCAAUAUCCAGACUUAAAAUCCUACUGUUGGUCAUUACGAGCAAAAUUUAAUCAAGUUAGUGAUCCAGAAAAGUCAUUUUUUCGUUCAUUAAAUGAAUAUGGUGUAAAAUAUGCACGAACACAUCGAAAAUUAGAAACAUAUGCCAGUGAUCAUUUAAAAUUUAUUGAAGAUAAUUUAAAAAUUGAUUCAACUUCAACGGAAAAUCAACAAGAACGAUUGUUAAUUGAUGGAAUCAACUAUAGUGUGAGUGCGGGUGGGAAACGAUUGCGUCCUCUUCUUCUAUUCAUGGUGGGUGAUUUGUAUCAACUUACAGCAAACAGUUUAAUUCCUUUAGCACGAGCAGUAGAAUAUUUGCAUACUAGUAGUCUGAUAUUUGACGAUCUUCCCGCACAAGACAACGCGAAUUUGCGACGAGGUCGAGCCACAUUGCAUACUUUUGUCGAUAAUGAAGUUCCGAAUACAUUAGCAGAAGGACGAGCACAAUUGGUGGCUGUUGAUCUUAUUUCUCAUGCCAUUACAUUGGUUAACACAGAUUUGGUUAAAAAAGGAUUUUCUGUUGAACGUAUUAAUAGUGUAGUAAAUGUACUUUCAAAAUCGAUGCACGAACUGUGCACCGGACAAAUGAUGGAUCUAUUUGCCGCACGCAGUCGUAUAAACAUAGAUAGUAGGACAAAUGAUAUUCUGGCAAUAUUAGAUAACAUUGCUUGGUUAAAAACUGGUAAAGCAAUUGAGGUUGUUCUGGUAUGUCCAGCGAUUUUAGCGGGAGUUUCUGAUACGAAAGAAAUUGAUCGAAUUCGAGAAUUAGGACGUCUGUUGGGUAUCUUAUUUCAAAUGAAAGAUGAUCUGUUGGAUGUCGAAGGAGAAUCAAUAGGAAAAACACAACUAAUUGAUCAACGCAAUCAUACCGUUACAUAUGUUUCGGUUCUCGGUCAAGAUGGUACAAAAGAACGAUUAAAAGUCUUUGAAAAAGAAGCUAAACAACUUGUAGAUGUUUUAUGGUCCAACGCGGGUACCAUUAAAGAUGUUAUCCGUUAUUUCAUUGAACGUAAAAAAUAG